UGUCGGCCCGCGAUGUGCUGUGGUACCUCACCUUCUGCGGCUUCGCCAUCAACUACAUGCUGCGCAUCAACAUCAACAUCGCCAUCGUGGGCAUGGCGCGCAGCCGCGCGCGGCAGCAGACCGGAGGCCCGUCUGCCGCCAGCUACUGCGGGAGCGACGGCGUCAGCGCCCUCGGCGUCCCGACGGCAAACUACACUGACAGCCUCGUCACUGGGGACAUUAGCUCUCAUGGUCCCCGACUGUUCACCACCCCAAGUGUCAAUAGGACAGAGCUGUACGUUCCCAACAACACCAGUACCAUUGGCAUCGACAUUGAGACUAAGUAUACCGUCCAGUUCAAUAUUUCGACCCCUAUCAUACCUAAGAACGUGGACGCCAACAUGUCUAGUUUCAUCAGCGCUGUGGACGUGACACACAGCGUCACUGGUACCAACUUUACGAUGCUCAAUUCGACGGAAGUUCACAGUCCUAGCGCCACUCCAUUCAAGACUUCAGAGGAUUAUAACACUCUUGAUAGCAUCUAUCGUGUUAGUAGCUGGACUGUCAGUACGCGUGCUCCAGUCACCAAUGACAUUGUUAAUGAUACAGGCACGGUGGCCGCAGAAUUUAGUGAUCUGCCAAAAGAAAACAGUAUGGGCAACGACACAACUCCCUCUCCCCCCAAAACAAGUAGCUGGCAUGACAGCUCUGGUGUCCUAGACAGCGACGGUGUUGACAAGACUACAGUUCCAAAGACUCUACCCAGUCUCCCUCAGAAACAAGGCAGUUCUACAGGUCCUACGACAGUUUCUGCGACAGCGCACCAGAUGGCUAGAGCUGACAAUACGCAAGCACCACAGUCGAUGGUGACAGGAGGGGCAAGUCCACCUCCCCCCAAAACAAGUACCUGGCAUGAAAGCCCUGGUAGCCUAGGCAGGGACAGCGUUGACAAGACGUCCGUACCAAAGACUAUAACUAUUCUCCCCCCGAAACAAGUCAGUUCUACAGUUCCUACGACAGUUUCUACGACAGGAAUCCAGAUGACUAAAGCUGACAAUAUGCAAGCACCGCAUCUGGCGGGCACUGGAUUGACAAGUACAACACCAGUUCCGACGCUGCCAGCCGCAAUGGCCCUCACUGCGGAGGAGGAUGGCCGCUACGACUGGGACGAGUACCAGCAAGGCCUGGUGCUGGGAGGCUUCUUCUGGCUGCACUGGUCCACUCAGAUCCCUGGCGGCAUGCUGGCGCAGCGGUUCGGGCCCAAGCUGGUGUUCGGCGUCAGCAACCUGGUGGCGUGCCUGCUGGCCGUGCUGCUGCCGCUCGCCGCCAGCAUCGACUACCGCGCCCUCAUCGCCGUCAGGGUCCUCCAGGGGUUCAUCGCCGGAGCUGCCUGGCCUUCGAUGCACUCUAUGACGGCAAACUGGAUCCCUCCCAACGACAGGAGCAAGUUCGUCACAGCGUAUCUCGGCAGCAGCGUGGGCGCGGCGCUGACGUUCCCGCUGUGCGGGUUCCUGAUGGAGUGGUUCGGCUGGCCGACCGUCUUCUACUCCACGGCUCUGUUGGGCUCCGCCUGGUUCCUCGCCUGGUGGUUCCUCGUCUUCGACCACCCGCACGUCCACCCCCGCAUCUCGCGCACCGAGCUCGACUACCUCAAGUCCAACCUCGGCCAGAGCGUCGCCAAGCGCAAGCCGCCGACGCCGUGGGGGAAGAUCCUGACGUCGAUGCCGCUGUGGAUGAACGUGCUGGCGCAGUGGGGCGGCAUCUGGGGACUCUUCACCAUGCUCACGCAGGCGCCCACCUACUUCCGGCACGUCCACGGCUGGAGCAUACGAGCGACUGGGCUUCUAUCUGGAUUCCCGCACAUCUGCAGAAUCACAUUCGCAAUGAUGGUGUCUUGGGUUGGAGACUACAUGCUGAAGAAGGAGAUCGUCUCGCGGACUAAUCUAAGGAAGAUAGCCACUGCCCUGUGCACGGUGGUGCAGGGCGUGCUGGUGCUGGGGCUGGCCUACUCGGGCUGCAGCCCCGUGGUGGCCGCCGUGUGCCUGGCCGCCGCCGUGGGCGCCAGCGGGGCCGUCUCCACAGGGCCGCUCGCCUCGCUCGUCGACAUCAGCCCCAACUACGCCAGCAUCCUCAUGGGAAUCACCAACAUGCUGACCGUGCUGCCUGGUUUCAUAUCGCCCAUCAUCGUGGGUCUGCUCACUUACCAGAACCAAACACCGGACGCGUGGCGCAUCGUGUUCCUAAUCACGGCAGCCAUGCUGGUUGUGCCGGGCAUAGUGUACACCUUCUGCGCCUCCUCAGAGCUGCAGCCAUGGAACACGCCCACAUCCGCCGAUCCCCACCAGAUGGAAGCGAUGCCCGAGAAGGUGCCCCUUAAGUCUGACGUCGAUGAGGACGGCAGCCCGACGACCAAGCUGUACUUCCAGGACGAUGGCAACCUGCUUACCAAACAAGACUUCCAGAAAGACGGCAACCUUCUGACCAAAAAGGACUUGCAUGAAGAUGGUAGCGUGCCGACAGAAACAGACACUAGCACGCUGCCCAAAUCAGACGUCCAGGAAGACGGCAGCGUGUUGACCAAACUCGACGGCAAGCAAACAAACCAAGAUGCAAACGAGUCCAGAGACACGAUAACUAAACCACAAAAAGAGACGAUUGCAAGCUUUCCAAUCGUACCAGAUGUUGGAAGGGACGAAGGAGUGCCAAACAAACCAGAUGUUAAGAAAGAUGAAGAUGUGCCUACCAAAACAGAUGUGGAGGAGGUCGAUGUACCAGCGAAACCAAAUGUUGAGGAGGAUACAAUUAUGUCAAUCGACCAAGAACCCGAGAUAGAGGGAAGUGAGCCAACGAAAGCUGAUAUCAAGGAAGACGGCAGCGUACCGACCAAGUCAGACAUCCAAGGGAAUGGCAGUGAGACCCAGCGGAAGACAGAAAUCGAAAUGGAAGACGCCAGGAAGCCCGAUGAAAAUGUCAAGGCUGACCAGCAUAGUGCAAAGGCAGCCGCACAAUCAGACUCAUGAAGGUGUUAACGACUCAUUGUUGAAUGAAGGGACAUUCUGCCAUUCUUUCAACGAUUCUACAACCCUAACAGUGUACUCCAAUCGUUUUCUCGGUCACUGGUUGCGACGCACUCCACACGUCGCUUACAACGAGCUGUGAUAAAUGUCGACUAUCUGUGAAACCGCAGUGUAACUAGAGACCUGUAAAUAUUGUGUUGUCAUCCUAGUUCCUGUAUUAGAUUAGUAU
Schistocerca americana (American grasshopper) is the source of this 3225-nucleotide messenger RNA. RefSeq lists its product as uncharacterized. Gene Ontology annotation, cellular component: plasma membrane. Gene Ontology annotation, biological process: monoatomic anion transport; transmembrane transport. The record is from RefSeq and is a predicted model, not a curated record. The transcript is spliced from 10 exons. Lineage: Eukaryota; Metazoa; Arthropoda; Insecta; Orthoptera; Acrididae. The coding region runs from base 57 to 2999 and encodes 980 amino acids. Gene Ontology annotation, molecular function: transmembrane transporter activity.